Cannabis sativa is the source of this 1433-nucleotide messenger RNA. Its product is annotated as B3 domain-containing protein At1g05920-like. The transcript has a single exon. Gene Ontology annotation, molecular function: DNA binding. The record is from RefSeq and is a predicted model, not a curated record. NCBI's taxonomy places the organism in Eukaryota, Viridiplantae, Streptophyta, Magnoliopsida, Rosales, Cannabaceae. The coding region runs from base 199 to 1314 and encodes 371 amino acids.
UGAUCUUUUCACUGCACCAGCUUAGCAGUCGAAGGGUUUUUAUGAUCAUUUUCGUGGACAAUAAAUAAAUAUAUAUACGCUAAUAUUGUGCGAUUACGUAUAACCUUCACUCUCAUCAUCAUUCAAAAAAAAAAAAAUUACUAAAUUUCUCUGUACCUGAACUGAGUGUUUUUGAAGGUUGAGUUUUCUUGGGAAAUCAUGAAGAAGAAGAUGGGGAAUGAGAGAAGGAUGAUCGAAGCUCUUGCUUUGGUGUGCUCCUUGCACGUUGAGAUAUUGUCUGAUAAUGAUCGUAGUCAUCAUUUGGGUUCGGUUGACGAUUUGGUUGAAGAAAAACUGAGAAAUAUUGAUGUAAUGAAAGAAUUAAAGGAAGACACCCCGAAACGGCACUGUACUGCUUCUACUUCUGGGCAGUACUACUCUCCCUCAUCAUCAUCAUCUGAAGAAACAAAAAGGAGUAACGACAUCAUGAUCUUUAAAAGUGGCAUCCCAAAACGACGCCGUACUGCUUCUACACACUCAUCAUCAUCAUCAUCAUCAUCAUCAUCAUCAUCACCAUCAGAAAGAAAAAGGAGCAACGACAUCAUGAUCUUAGAAAGCGGCAUCCCGAAACGACGCCGUACUGCUUCUACUCACUCAACAUCAUCAUCAUCAUCAUCUGAAGAAAGAAAAAGGGGCAAAGACGACACGAUGACGUUAGAAAGCGGCAUCCCGAAACGACGCCGUACUAGUGAUGAUCAUCAUGAUGAUGAUGUAGUACUACGAGUAGUGCCUGAAGAAACGAAGGUGACAAGAAGAAAUAAGUCGAAUAAUAAAAGAAAGAGGAUCAGGGAUGAUAGUGAUACGAGUAAUACAAGUAAAGGAGGUGUAAUUCAUGGACCGAACCCUCCUCCGCCUAUUUCUGAGGAGCUGGCCCAAGUCAUUCGCGGUAUGACUACCGGUGAUCAACUCAACCUCAAAUUGGUUAUUCAGAGAAAACUCUUCCAAACGGAUACUCUUGCACGACAAAAUCGUCUUCAAAUGCCACGCAAUCAGAUCAGUUCUGAUGACUUCCUCAACGACGAUGAGAAGAAGAAAUUGGACCAAAAUGAGGGAAUUCAAGUUAGGUUCAUUCAACCCAACCUUGAAGAAGAAAAUGGCUUAGUUUUCAGGAGGUGGAAAUACAAGAACGUCAACUGUGCGGGUUACGUGUUCAACAAAAAUUGGCACAAAGGUGUUGUUCAGAAAAAUGGACUCGAGUGUGGGCAACUUGUUCAGGUCUGGUUUUUUAGGGACAAGGAUGGAAACCCUUGUUUUGCCAUGGUCAAUCUCGGCUGAUCAUUUUUGGUAUUAAUUGGUCUAAUUUCUUAGUGGGAUUAAUGUUUUGUCAUAUAUAUACCUAUUUCUUAAUUUUGGAAUUUAGUGAUUAAUAUCUGCAUGUAUUAAUAUCUGAUUAA